GAGGGCAGUCACGUGGCGGCCGCUGUUCUUCCGGUGCGCCAUGGCGGGUCCUUCGGCUGCUUUGUGGAGGAGUCGCCUGGGCGACUUCAAGCGGUUCCCAGGCAAACACCGCCCGAUCAAACCGAAGCUGCCGCUGGUGCUGGCCGACCGCGUCUCGAACCGGCGCCUGAAGCUCGGAGAGGCAAGCUGUAUUACAGAGAUGGCGUUGAUGAUGGCUUGCUGGAAGGCAAAUGAGUUCAGUGACAGUGCUUGUGCUAAGGAAAUUAAUACAUUCUUUGAAUGUACAGCAAAAGCAGAAGCAAAGCGAAAGGAGAAAAUUCCGGAAGAAUCUUUAGGAAGUCUUGAUUCCCAUCAAGCCAACAAACUACUUGGACGGUUCCCAAAUAUUACACACUUUUAUUAAAGAAAAUUGUUUUCCCAAAUAUCUGGUUAGUAAAAUCUGAACUUAGGUCAACUUUGGAAAAAUUCCCCCCUUGUGAAAACUGAGGAGAAAUACUCUUCAGUAUUUUAUAGGUGACUUUGUCUAAAAAGAUCUUCUGCCAGUAAGACGAAAGCUUAAAGUUCCUCUGAUGUGAAGGUUCUUCAAGCAGAAGUCUUGCUUAAGAUGUUGUUCAGUUAUUGUUAUUUUGAGUCUUGUGUGAAAUAAAAACUUACAAUGAAA
Candoia aspera is the source of this 661-nucleotide messenger RNA. It is a transcript of the gene CHCHD1, whose product is annotated as coiled-coil-helix-coiled-coil-helix domain containing 1. Gene Ontology annotation, cellular component: mitochondrial ribosome; nucleoplasm; mitochondrion. The record is from RefSeq and is a predicted model, not a curated record. The coding region runs from base 41 to 403 and encodes 120 amino acids. Gene Ontology annotation, biological process: mitochondrial translation. Gene Ontology annotation, molecular function: RNA binding. NCBI's taxonomy places the organism in Eukaryota, Metazoa, Chordata, Lepidosauria, Squamata, Candoiidae. The transcript is spliced from 3 exons.